This is a messenger RNA of Adineta steineri, 1362 nucleotides long. NCBI's taxonomy places the organism in Eukaryota, Metazoa, Rotifera, Eurotatoria, Adinetida, Adinetidae. The record is from the annotation of a GenBank genome assembly.
AUGGCUUCAAGAAAAAUUUGCUCAUGGCUUUUAUUUAUGAUUAUUACACAAACACUCGCAGAAGAUACACGAUCAGUGCAAAUGUCUUUAAUGAUCAAUUCCAAGUUUGAAUGUGCUAAUACAACUUGUUUACCAUUCAUCAAUGUGUUUACAUUAAACAUUAGGAAUUGUCAAGUAGCCUGUUUAGCUCAAAGUCAAUGCAACGCAGCCACGUUUUAUCGAUCAACUUCUAAUUGUGAAUUAUUUGCUGAUAUGUUGAAUCAAAAUGGAAAUAUGUUGGUUGAUGUCGAUACUAUUAGUAUGAAUGUUAUCAGUGGAACACGACUUCCAUCAAAGCAGGCUACGACAUCAACAUCAGCAACAUCAUCUUCAACAUCCACAGUAACAUCAUCAACAACAACAACAACAACAACAUCUACAACAACUUCAAUAACAUCAUCAUCAUCAACAACAACAACAACUUCAACAACAACAUCAUCAUCAUCAACAACAACAACAACUUCAACAACAUCAUCAUCAUCAUCGACAACAACAUCCACAACAGCAUCCACCACCACCACCACCACAACAGCAACAACAACAACAUCAUCAUCAUCAACAACAACAUUAAAAUCAUCCACAACAUUAUCACCAUCCACAACAGCAAUACCGCGAUGGACAAUCACAGGAAACCUGAAUACUGCACGAACUACGCACAUAGCAUCCACAUUAGCGAAUGGAUCAGUACUAGUUGCUGGUGGAGCCAACGGCGCUGGCAGUCUUAAUAGUGCUGAAUUUUACAAUCCGUCAACAGGCACUUGGACAAUAACAGGAAUCAUGAAUGCUCAACGAUAUUAUCACACAGCAUCCACAUUAGCGAAUGGAUUACUAUUAGUUGCUGGUGGAUACAGUGGUAGUAAUCUUAAUGGUGCUGAAUUGUACAACUCAUCAACAAGCACUUGGACAUUCACAGGAAGCAUGAAUAUCGCCAGAUUUCUUCACGUAGCAUCCACAUUAGCAAAUGGAUCAGUAUUAGUUGCUGGUGGACAGGGUAUUAAUAGUUUUCUCAAUAGUGCUGAAUUAUACAAUCCAUCAAUACGCACUUGGACAAUCACAGCAAACAUGAGUAUCGCUCGAAUCUAUCACACAGCAUCCACAUUAGCAAAUGGAUUAGUAUUAGUUGUUGGUGGAUUGGGCAUCACUAGUAAUCCUCUCACUAGUGCUGAAUUAUACGAUCCAUCAACAGGAACUUGGACAACUACAGGAAACAUGAAUGUCGGACGAGGAUAUCAAACAGCAUCCGUAUUAGCAAAUGGAAAAGUAUUAGUUGCUGGUGGAUACAACAGCAUUGGUGGUUAUCUUAAUACUGCUGAGCUUUAUUAA